Messenger RNA from Cydia fagiglandana, 1148 nucleotides. RefSeq lists its product as uncharacterized. The coding region runs from base 70 to 690 and encodes 206 amino acids. Lineage: Eukaryota; Metazoa; Arthropoda; Insecta; Lepidoptera; Tortricidae. The transcript is spliced from 2 exons. The record is from RefSeq and is a predicted model, not a curated record.
UCGUUAGGAAUUGCAUUAAAAGCAAAUGAUUAUAUUUGCCAUCUUCAUUUUAAAGAAGAAAAUAUAAAUAUGUACGAAAAGUUAACUAUUAAAGGAGAGCUCAAAUAUAUUCCUACACAAAGAAAAACGCUUAAGGAAGAAGCUGUGCCCACGAUUGAGCAUCAGUUUAUUCCCAUUCCCGAACAUGAACUCCAAGCCAAUACUAUUCACAUAGAGGAAUCUUUCGAACCAUACCCCAAUCAACCUAAGGACGAGCAGCAACAACAAAUCAAUGCCGAGCAACAGGAAUUAUCAGAAGAUCAAAAUGAUUCUAAUUAUUUAAUGGAUUAUGAAAUGAUACAACAGGACUUUGCGGAACCAUUGUUUAGUCAAUAUCAGGAUACUAAUGUAACAAUAAAUCCAAUAGAGAAUUUUAAAAGUAAGUUUCGGGCAUUUUCGUUGUUGCCGCCUUUUUGGCUACAUGCAGAAAAUCCUAAUGGGCUGGAAUUUAUGCGAAUGGAUCCAAAAACUCAGAAGAUUAAACAUCAUAUACGUUUAAACGAUGAUCUAACUGUCACUGUAAUUUUUCCCAAUAAUGAACAAUUGCCACUAAAGGAGAAAAUUAAUUCAUAUGACAACACCUACGAUUACUUAAAAUCGGUUGAAAGAUGGCCUUUGUGCGUUGGUACUCAGAUUGACGACAAUAAGUAAGUUUUGGUAGAUUGUUAACCAAGGGAUGAACGCAGUGAGAGUAUAGUCCGAGGCUAAAAUGAUGCCAUUCACCCGAGUUAAACACUCUACUUUUCAUUUCGAAUACGAGGAACCUAGCCCCAAAGCUUGUACUAUGGGUGUAGGCGAUAAUACAACUGUUUGCAGUCGUCUUAUGAAUAUAUAUACCAUAAUGUAACAGUUGUAUUUAAAAUAAAAGGAUAACUCGUAAGCCUAACUUUGAUUUUAUUUAACAUUUUUGUCAUUAAAAAUAUUGUAUGUAACGGUACAUUAAAUAGGUCUUAAUUCUUGAACCUAUCCUAUUAAAACUCGACUUUUAUGUGUAUUUUAAGAACCCUUAUUAUGUAGGUACCUGUAGAUUAAAGCACUAUUUAUACAUAAACAAUGGUACAGGAGAAUAAUAAAAGAUAAAAACGAAUUUAUCUAAUAAUUACAUCAAU